GGAAGCUGCACGCCUCUUGGCGCUGGGCCACCAGAGGGCGCCAGGCAAGUGGCGACCAGAGCAGCAGGAUGGCAGCAGCACGGUUGUUGCUGCGCCUGGCUGGGCGGCUGGAGUCGGUGAACUUCAAGCAGAGUGUGUGUGGCCUCCUGGGCGCAGGGCAGGGACCUGGGCCAUGGUACACACACUGCCGCUUUGAGCGCGGACAGCUCAUCCUCUCCAGCAGUUCAUUCCCCGGCGCCUCGGAGAGGCUUCCAAUCCAGAGACCCCCUUUCUGCCCCUUUGCGGCUCUGGGUCAGCAGCCUGUGGGCUCCAGGACCGAGCUGCCCACAAACAGAGGUGUGGAUGUUAUUGUGGCCGUCGUUCUUCAGUCCAGUGACCAGACUGUCUUGUUGACCCGAAGGCCAUGCACUCUCCGCAUUUCCCCCAAUGUCUGGGUCCCUCCAGGCGGCCACAUGGAACCCGAUGAGGAGAUACUGAAGUGCGGGCUUCGAGAACUGCGGGAAGAGUGUGGACUACAGCUGCCCCAGAACCAGUUCUCUUGUGUCCUUCUGGGGUUGUGGGAGUCUGCCUACCCUCCUAGGCUGAGCUGGGGUUUCCCCAAAUAUCAUCACCUCGUUCUCUUGGUACUUGUCAUCUCCCAGGAAUCACAGCAGCAGCUGCAGGCCAGGAUCCAAAUAAACCCAAAAGAGGUGGACGCCUUUAUGUGGCUGGGGCCUGAGGUAGCAGCAGCUGUGGCUGCCGGGGAGGAUGACACAGACACACUCAGACUUCACUUCCAGGGCCUGCCACCCUCUCUCAGUGCAACCGAACUGAAGGAUGACGGAGGGACCCAACCCUUUGCCCUGCCCAUGUCCACUCUCCUGCGGACAACCCCAACCACAGCAGAGGACAAAGAAAGGCUCAGCCCUGGAACCAGGUUUGCCCUCAGGCUCUGGCUGCAACAUCUGGGCCGCUGAAGGUAAAAGUGACGUUUACAUGGACCCCGGACCAACAAAGGAAGGAUGGGGUCUGUGAGAUGGUGCAUGUAAAGGCCAAAAUCUGAGACCUGAGUUCAAGAGCUGCAAUCUCCUCCAAGGUGGUAGGAGAGGUCCUACUCCAUAAAGGCCCUCUAAUGUGCACAUGCAAAGCCAAGGCAGUAGUGAAAACCUUCAUGUUUUCUAAAAGUGAAAAGAUGGAACAUGGACCCUCUUUCCCACAAACCAGGGGUCUGGAAAGGGAGAGACAAAAAUCUCUACUCCUCCAUGAUGGUCACAGAACAUUCACAACCUUUAUUGUAGGUGAGAACUCUGCUACAACUCUGAGAAUAAAAAGUAAAAUCACAACA
This is a messenger RNA of Phodopus roborovskii (desert hamster), 1324 nucleotides long. It is a transcript of the gene Nudt17, whose product is annotated as nudix hydrolase 17. Gene Ontology annotation, cellular component: cytosol. Gene Ontology annotation, molecular function: NADH pyrophosphatase activity. The record is from RefSeq and is a predicted model, not a curated record. NCBI's taxonomy places the organism in Eukaryota, Metazoa, Chordata, Mammalia, Rodentia, Cricetidae. Gene Ontology annotation, biological process: NAD+ catabolic process; NADP+ catabolic process. The transcript is spliced from 8 exons. The coding region runs from base 69 to 956 and encodes 295 amino acids.